Messenger RNA from Sclerotinia trifoliorum, 2438 nucleotides. Lineage: Eukaryota; Fungi; Ascomycota; Leotiomycetes; Helotiales; Sclerotiniaceae. The record is from the annotation of a GenBank genome assembly.
GAAUAACUUACUUUGGUUUGGAGCUUGGACCAAAGCACUAAAAAUUAUCGGGAGAAAUAUUCGCGCUUCAUGUCAGAUUUCCAGUUUUAUUAUCGAGCUCUUUAUUUUUUAGAAUUUCUCGUCGGAGAUCUAUGAGUAUUUUUCAAUUGGUGAAAAAUGCAUUGAAAUAUAUCUCGGAAGUUCGAAUAAUCACAUCAAUCAUGGAGUCAAGUGCCAAAUCUGGGGGUCAACACGGUGGAGGACGAGGGCGGGGGCGGGGAGGUUCUAGUAGAGGCGGCAGAGGAAACUCCAGAGGUGGUUCCAGAGGAGGUAGAAAACCAGAAAUGGGUCGCAAAGAAUACAAGUCAGUCGUGCCUUUGAUUUUCAGAAUCUAAUUUCUCUAACGUUUCCAGUCGUCAAGCACCAAAGAGAGAUCGAAAUGACGACGACCAAGCAUUGAAGCGAAGAAAGACGAUGCACAAUGGAGAAUCAGAACCAACAGCAUUUAGUACGGAAUUCUCCAAGGAGGAAAUCGAGAGUGAAGUACGGAAACCCAAACACAAAGUAGCCGUGAUGAUUGGCUAUGCAGGAACUGGAUACAAAGGCUUGCAAAUCAAUACCAAGGAGAAGACGAUUGAAGGUGAUAUGUUCAAGGCCUUUGUGGCAGCCGGUGCAAUUUCGAAAGCGAAUGCAAAUGAUCCGAAAAAGUCUGCCUUGGUACGAUGCGCGCGAACCGACAAAGGAGUUCAUGCAGCUGGCAAUGUUCUCUCCUUAAAACUCAUUACCGAAGACCCCAAUGUCGUUGAGAAUAUCAAUUCACAUUUACCGGAUCAAAUUCGAGUCUGGGGUAUUGAAAGAACUACGGGGUCGUUCAAUUGCUAUCAAAUGUGUGACUCGCGGUGGUAUGAAUAUUUAAUUCCAACUUACUCAUUUAUCCCACCUCAUCCUAAGAGUUUCCUUGGAAAAGAAUUGCUACAGGCAGCUGAGAAAGAAGGUGUCUUGGAAAAGUUCAAUCAACUGCAAGAAGAUGCUGCAUCAUUCUGGACAGAUGCUGAGAAGGAAUUCGUACAACCUAUACUUGAUAAUUUGGAUCCACAAUUGGCGGCGGAUGUUAUGGAAGCUAUUCAUGCUGCAGAGGAAUCCAAUGAACCAAUUGGAAAAAAUAUUAAGAAGAAUAAGGCAGAAGGCAAAGAUGGGGCCGAAAUCAAGGAAGAUACCGAGGAGGAACCUACCAAAAACCAUGAAGCGGAAACCGAAGGCGAAUUGGCACCCAAGGAGGAACCUGUAGCGGUCGAGGUUAACGGAGACGGAGAUGUCAAGCAAAAUUUUGAACCCGCAGCGGAAGUGGGAAAGGAGGAUCCGGAAGCUAUGCAAGGCAUAGAAACUACUGGAGAACCAGAAGUAGAGGGUGAGACUACUCAGAAGCCAAAAGCGGAGGGUGUCCAAGAAAUCUCGAAAUCCAUUCUCACGCCUCUCGAAAAGGCCGUCAAGGAGGUAAAAGCAGCCUAUAUCAAAGCCAAGAAAGCAUACCGCAUACACGAGUCUCGCAGACAAAGAGUACAAGAGGCGCUCAAUCAAUAUGUUGGUACUUACAACUACCACAACUAUACAAUUCUCAAGAACUAUAGUGAUCCCUCUUCAAGACGACACAUCAAAUCCUUCAAGAUUGGACUCAAACCUAUCAUUAUCCACGAUACAGAAUGGCUCUCAUUGAAGGUCCAUGGUCAAUCCUUUAUGAUGCAUCAAAUCCGAAAGAUGGUAGCAAUGGCAGCAUUAGUAGUACGAUGUGCUUCGCCAAUGGAGCUUAUCAAAGAAACUUAUACUGCUGCCAAGAUUAGUAUACCAAAAGCCCCUAGUCUGGGAUUACUAUUAGAAGCACCAGUUUUCCAUAACUACAAUGAGAAGGUUGCAAAGGAUUUCGAUAGAGAAAAACUAGACUUCGAGAAGUAUAGAGAAAAAAUGGAUGAAUUUAAGCAAAGGGAGAUCUAUGAUAGGAUCUUCAGAGUAGAGAAUACUGAUAAUCAGUAAGUUUAUCAUUUUUACGACUAGAAACCAAGCUAACAGCAUGACAGAUUUCACACAUUCUUCCAUCAUCUAGAUCAUCAUCGAAGCGAUUACUUCUUGUGGCUGACAGCUUCAGGAAUCUCUGCUGGGAGACAGCGCGGGGCAGGCAAGGAUGCUUUGGAUGCUAGUGAUGAUGAGGCUGACGUGAAUGGUGAGGAGGGUUGAUUGUUAUAUAGUUUCGUAGAAGAAAUGAGUAAAGUUGGAAAUGCGAGUGCUGAAUGUUGCGAGGCUAUGGGUAUUGAGUGCAGAGCUCAAAACAGAUGACGUGGCGAGGAUAUUUACACAUAAGGAAUGGUAGCGGAAAACGAUUCUAGCCGGCUAGCAGAAUCGAGAAUCAUCAAUAGACCACAAAACAAUGACAAGAAAACCUGACUUUCUUUAUACACAAACAACUA